CUGUUUCACACAUCCAUUUGUCAAAUUUCCCAAACCCUACAAAAGAAAGCCAAUCCAGCUCCAAAACCCAAAAGAAAACAACCUAACAUUCUUUCUUGCGAACGGCGACUCUCUGGAACUCGCACGACCUGGUAAGUAGCCUCUCUCUCUCUCCAGAGCUGCAAACUUCUGGUUCGAUUUCGUAUUUCUUUCUGUUUCAAGUUUAACCGAGUUGCCUUGGCUGGCUGUCAAUCGAAAGCUUUUAUCGCGAUCUACUGAAAAUUUCGAUUCUAAAUACCAGAGAAAGGUUGAAUCUUUUUGUUAUUAUGAUGAACAUGGAUAGGAUGGUUCUUGAUCCUUUUCUCUAUUUUGAAUUGUAAGCAAUGCUUGUUAGAACUCUCUCACAGUUUCCCAGUUAUUGGAUUUCUUCAUAAAGUCCCAAUCUUGGCUCGAUUGCGAUAGGAUUAUUAAAUUUCUGCCUUCUAUGGAGCUGUGUCAAAAGGGAACCCUGCAGUUUUCCAAAUGGGAGAGUAAUCUUGGCAAUAAGGAAUUUAGAGGGAAGCCUAUAGUGAGACGUAAAGUACUGUUGUUUUGUUGGUGGGCUUCCUUGGUCUUCAUCUCAUUGAGGACCAGAAGAAGCAUUUGCUUGUAAGAGGAGGCUGUUUGAGCAAGUUUAUAUGCUGAGUUCUUAUGUAGAUAUCUAUCAACUAUCAGAUCUUUUUCUAGUUUCCUUCAAAAUUCGUGAUUAUUGUCUUGGAGUUGGUUGCAACUUGCUGCCAUAGGCUAAUGAGGCACUGCCAUUAUAUUUUUCUGCUGAAUUCGUUCUGGAGUUACCUUUUCAACAGAAACACUGUCCAGAAAAAUGCCAGAAGACACAGAGUACCGUUGUUUUGUUGGUGGGCUUGCUUGGUCUACAUCUGAUAGAGGUCUGAAAGAGGCAUUUGAUAAGUAUGGGAAUCUUCUUGAAGCAAAGGUGUGAUAAUUCUCCGAAUCACUUGUCUGGUCUACAUGGCUCCAUACCCUCAGUGUUAAUUUAUUGUUUCGUUUUAAGGGUGUUAGCUGCAUAAAACUACGAUAUCAGAUACAAUCUAGUUUCACUUUUUCCAUUCAUAUGUUACAUUGUGCAAGGGGUAAUCACUUCCUUGAUGCUGUUAACCUUGUACUGCAUUGUAAAAAAAAAAAAACCUUGUACUGUGCCUGCGUUUACUGAGGUAAUUUUAGGAAUAAAAAAAAUUUGAGUUGUUUAUUGGAAAUAGGUGCUUCUUGCUUCAAAGAGGGGUAGAAGUUGUUUGUUGCAUUUGCAUGAUUAUAGAUGUUGUCAACUGUGGAGGAGUAUAACUUUCAUGCUUUUUGUCUACUAUAGGUGGUUGUUGAUAAGUUCUCUGGGCGCUCCCGUGGAUUCGGAUUUGUAACUUUCGAUGAGAAGAAAGCAUUGGAAGAAGCUAUUGAAGAAAUGAAUGGGAUGGAUUUAGAUGGUCGAACUAUUAUAGUUGAGAAAGCCCAACCUAGCCAAGGUUCCGGACGAGAUCAUGAUUCUGACCGAAGCCGUGGACGUGAUCGUAGUUCAAACUAUGAAAGUGGAGGUAGACGAGGUGGAGGUGGUGGUGGAGACUGCUUCAAGUGUGGCAAACCGGGACAUUUUGCUAGAGAAUGUCCAAGUGGUGAAGGAGCAAGAGGUGGAGGCAGCAGGUAUGGUGGUCGAGAUGAAAGGUCUGGUGGCCGAGAUGAGAGGUAUGGAGGUGGAAGUAGCAGAGAUGGGAGCCGCUAUGGUCCAGAUAGGAAUGGAGACCGGCAUGGGGGCCGCAGCAGCAGAGAUGGUGGAAGCCGUGGGGGUGAAGGAAGUGAUCGCUAUACCCGUGACCGCUCUGGACCAUAUGAACGAAGGGGUUCUUGAGGAGAUGUUGUUAUGGGUGGCCUAAAGGAACUGCUGUUGCCGUCUGCAUGGCGGUAGACUUGAUAGCUGCAGCCGUGGUCGUCGUCUGUGUCUUUUCGUGGAUCAGCCUAGUAGAUCCAUUUCUUCAAGUGCAGACUUGCAUAAAUGUUGUAGUACUUUGUGUUCUCGAAAUGGCGCCUUUGAUGUUUGUGUGACGAGAUGAUGGAUACAAUGGUUGCUUUGACAUGGAAUUGUGAGGUGGCCGUGGCCCUUGUUCGAUUGAGUUUAAUUUGACAUCUGGGUUCCUACGACCUUUGUGCUACCAGCUGCAAAAUCAUAAACAUGCUCAACAGUUCAUUUGAUCAUUUUGCGUUGGCAAGAACCAUUGAUAUGGAUUGGCAUUUGGAGGAACAGUAACCCUACUGCAUACUGUGCUUGAAGUCUGAAACCUUGGGUGUUUGUGAGUAGAAGGCGGCUUAAACAUGAGUGACUAGUUGGUUAGAAAACCGGAAUGGGCCGGGUAAAUCCUUUUUCAUCCCUAACCUUUGCCCUAGUCCUUAUCAAUGCUUCAUCUUAAUAUUAAUUUCGAAAUGUCAAUGUUUUGGCAGGGUUGAUGAUAUAUUAUGGUCUUUCUGGGUGCAUAUUUGGACUUAGUCUGUUGCUCAUAACAGAUGUACUUUCUCUUUUAAAAUACUGAUGAGGUCCUUUUGUGGGGGCAGCAGAGCUUAACUAUAAGGCACCAAAUGACAUUAUCCUGUUCAUGAGUGGUGUUCUUGUCGAACAGAUGGAAUUGUCGAGCAAUAGUUCUUGGUCUUUCGUCUUCUGGAUCUUCUUCCAAAGAGGAGAUACUUGUGCUCCAGUCCUUUCUGUGGCUGUUUCUUUUGGUUGGUACUUUACAGAUAGGCAUACACAUUGGAAGUAUUUUGUUCGUGUCAUUUGAGGAACUGUUUUCUAUAGGUUCAGAACUUACAGGUAUCCUUCACGCAGAAGAGGCUUCUGCUCAUCUUUGGUUCCAUAUUGGUCUUCUAUCAUUUGUUCGCUUAAAUCGUUCUUAACUUGGCUGCAUAUUCACCUCGUAGCAGAUGGCAAUUUUCGAGAUUUUACUUUCACUGUCUUGCCAGUUUUGUAUUGUACAAUAAAGGUUUAGUGAGUUUUAGAUUCUUUGUACAGCCAGUAGAAAUUUUGGGGAAACAAUCAGGUAAUCUUGCUGUAUGGGUUUGAGAGUUGCUUAUUUUCAGCCCUUCAUGCUUUUCAAACUCUCUGUCUACUCUGUACUAAGCUUUCUCUCAUCUAGCAAGGGUUGUUUCUGGUGUUUCUCCAGAAUCAGCAGCAACUUUCUCCCUAGUGGGUCGAAGAUGUCUCUUUCGUAGUUUGUUCUCUAUCUGCUGCUUUGAAGAUGUUCCUUUUGUGGUUUGUUUCUCCAAUUUGAAUUUUGAUUUUUCUGAUCUCCGUGGGUUUCCUUUUUCCCCAGCUUUCUUUUCAUUUAAGAUCUUGUGGGUCUUAUAGUUCGUAAGCUUAGUGUUUCAGAGGGAGCUAUGGUAUUCAUAGCUUGUUUGUUGCAUGGUUUAUCUUGCUACUUAGAUUGAUGGAUGGUGACAGUUAUUUCUGAUCUCACUCCACCAUUUUUCGGCCCCUCUCUUGAGGGCUCCGGCAACUGCAUCAGUUUCUUUCAUUCUUGCAAAUUGCAAGUGAGAUUUUCAGAGCAGUCCUUUGUCGACCCUCCUUUUCAUUUGGAGGUCCGUCGACAUCAUCUUCUUCCUGCGAGGAGCUGCUGGUUGUUGACAGCAGCAAACACAUUCGUUUCGAUGUGGUUGGUGGCAACUGGUUUUUCUGUCUCGGCGAAACUAAAUAAACAAGGAGAUACAUC
Messenger RNA from Linum trigynum, 3719 nucleotides. The record is from the annotation of a GenBank genome assembly. Lineage: Eukaryota; Viridiplantae; Streptophyta; Magnoliopsida; Malpighiales; Linaceae.